This is a messenger RNA of Micropterus dolomieu (smallmouth bass), 6529 nucleotides long. RefSeq names its product transmembrane protein 94 (gene tmem94). The transcript is spliced from 27 exons. The coding region runs from base 1 to 3528 and encodes 1175 amino acids. The record is from RefSeq and is a predicted model, not a curated record. Lineage: Eukaryota; Metazoa; Chordata; Actinopteri; Centrarchiformes; Centrarchidae.
AUGGCUCCCAUUAACCUGUGGAAUGCCCAGGAUGAUGAGCACAUUGUGUUGGAGCCAGGAGAUUUAUUCCCCCCAUUUUCCCCUCCUCCUUCCCCACGGGCCAAUGAGAAGAGAGGACCCCAGAGCCCCCAGCAGCACCGUCUCUUCAGAGUGGUCCGGACUCCAGUACUGGACAUGGUCAGGAACACGUUGGAGAUGGCAUUAGCUCGACCAGUCACGGUGCUCGAUAACGAGAGGUUUACAGUGCAGUCGGUUAUCACCAAGCUAGUUUGUCCUGUCGUGCUGGUGGCAUUCCUGCUCGUGAACACUGUCCGCUUUUGUUGUGAUGCACCCAGCCUCACCCCCAGCCGCUACCAUUUCUUUCAACUUCAGUUGAUGGGUGUUCUGCCCAUCUUGCCCUUGCUCUUCCCCGUCAUGUGGGUGCUGCUGAAUGCCUUCGGAGAGGCCAGGGUCCUUGCUGAGUUCAGCCGCGCAUCACCAGCUGGUCUGUUUACCAGCCCUCGGCCAGAAAGUUCACUUUGGAUGCUGCCUGAUAAAGAGAGGAGGCAAGGAAAGGAGAUGCUGCGUUGUGUGUGGAGGCACCUGGUUGACGUCCUGAAGGGAGAGUCUCAGACACUCUGUUACACUUCAAGCCUUUUACAUACUCUGGGAUCUGUCACUGUGCUGUGUUGUGUGGACAAGCAGGGUAUCCUGUCGUGGCCUAACCCCAGUCCAGAGACCGUGCUGUUCUUCAGUGGACAGGUGGAGCCCCCUCACAACAGCCAGGAUGAUCUUAGAGACGACCUGUCUGUCAACUCCUACUGCCACAUGGAGACAGAUGAGGACAGGGAUGAGGCCCAGGAGGCGGAGGCUCUGCUCGUCCUACCAGCAGAGUCCUCCACCCAGCUGGGAGAAGGUCCAGAGCCUAGUGAGACGUCACACGACACUCCUCGCUCGUCUGACAAUCCCCGGCUCCAGCGCUCCUGCCAGCCUGCACACACUCGAAUCAAACAUCACUCUGGAUCCAAUGUAAGCUUCAGCCAUGACACUGAGGGAGGGGAGGACGACCAGGGCCAGGACUUUGCGAUGGGCUGCUUGGAGAUGGAAGCCGAGGACUUUGUGUGUGACUACCACCUUGAGAUGCUGAGCCUGUCGCAGGACCAGCAGAACCCAACCAGCAUCCAGUUCGACGACCUCUCCUGGCAGUGCCACCUGCCCUCCCUCAAGCCUCUGGGCCUCAACAUCAUGCUGAACCUCUGCAACGCCAGCGUCACCCAGCAGCUCUGCCGCUUCUCCGACCACCUCUCCAACUUGGCUCUGCAGGAGAGCCACGGCACCGUGCUACCUGUCCACGUGCCCUGGGGGCUGUGCGAGCUCUCCAGGCUCAUAGGGUUCACUCCUGGUGCAAGGGAGCUGUUCAAACAGGAGAAUCACUUGGCUCUGUACCAGCUGCCAUCUGGAGAGAAGACCAAGGAGUUCACUUCCCGCCGCCUUCAUUACUUCACCAAACGCCAGCCUCCCAUCUCCCACCUUAUUUCCCUGUUCGUACGAGACUCUUCCUCCAAUAACGUCCAGAUGCUGUCACAUGGCUCGGCCGACCUUAUCCUGGAGGCCUGCACUGACUUCUGGGAUGGAACUGAUAUUUAUCCCCUCUCAGGCUCAGACAGAAAGAAGGUUCUGGACUUCUACCAGCGUGCCUGCCUGUCGGGUUACUGCUCAGCAUUUGCGUACAAACCCAUGCAAGUAUCGUUGUCCAGCCAACUGAAUGGGAAGUGUGUGGAGCUGGCCCCGGGGCCCUGCCUCUUCUCCGGAGUGGAACUUCCCUCCACUACCCCUAUCAAACAUAGCUCCUGCAGAAACAGCUGGAGCUCCGACGAGGGUAUAGGUGAAGGUGUGGAGCGUGAAGACUGCGUUCAGGCCCUCAGCGGGCAGAUCUUCAUGGGCAUGGUAUCGUCUCAGUACCAGGCGAAGCUGGACACGGUCCGACUCAUUGAUGCCCUGGUCACUGCCUGUAUCCGUUUUGUUUACUUUUCUAUGGAGGACGAACUCCGCAGCAAGGUUUUUGCAGAGAAGAUGGGUUUAGAGACAGGCUGGAACUGUCACAUCUCUUUAACUCCAAAUGGGGACAGUCCCUGUGAUGGAGCUCCAUCCAGCCCUGGUCACGGCUCCCUGCAUGAAGACCUUAACCAAGAUUCUCGGGAUGAAGCAGAAGGUCCACUGCUGCCAGAGGAGGAAGCCCACUCUGACCUGGCCAGUUUCCAGCCCACAGACAGCGAUGUGCCCAGUUUUCUGGAGGACUGCAACAGGGCCAAGCUACCUCGUGGUAUCCACCAGGUUCGUCCUCAUUUGAAGAACAUUGAUAAUGUGCCUCUUUUGGUGCCGCUCUUCACUGACUGCACCCCUGACACCAUGUGUGAGAUGAUGAAGAUCAUGCAGGAGAACAGGGAGGUUACAUGCUGUCUGGGAAGCUCCGCUAAUUUCCGCAACAGCCGCCUCUUUCUACAGAGUGAUGUCAGCAUCGCUCUGGACCCUCUGUACCCUUCACAGUGCUCGUGGGAGACGUUCGGCUAUGCCACCAGAGGAGGAUUCAACAGAGACGCCGAAGGCCUGUCUCCUCUGAGGCUCUCUGGACAGCUCAACAGUCUGGGCUGUUCCGUGACCUUCCACCAAGGCGAGAGCGUCAGCAUGGUCAAGCUCAUAGAGCAGGCACGACACACAACCUACGGCAUCCGCAAGUGCUUCCUUUUCCUGCUGCAGUGUCAACUGAGCCUGGUCAUCAUCCAGUUCUUAGCCUGUCUAGCUCAGCUUCCGCCUCCCAUGAACAUCACUGACAUCCUCUGGCUUUCCUGCUUCAGCUGCCCACUGCUAAGUGUGUCACUUUUGGGCAAGCCACCAGACAGCUCAGUGAUGACAGUUGCCACAGGGAAGAACUUAGAUGCAAUUCCAAGGAAGACCCAGAACUACUUUCUUGGCUGUUUCCUGUUGAAGUUUGGCCUGACAGCGUGUGCCUACCUGUUGGCCUUUGGGUUCACCCUGCAGGAGGUCUGCCUCAGAAGCACCAACUUAACCUUAGCUGACAACACCACUGUCACCUACCUUCAUUUACUCACAGCCAGCUCUUCAAGCGACGCUCCUCUCUGGUUCAGUGAGCUGUCAAACGGCCUGCUGCUGACUCAGAAGGUCAUGGCAGGGUUCCUCGCUUUACACACAGUGGUCAUCUCCCUCAGCUAUGUCCAUCGCUCUCAGCCUGUGUGGAGGAAGAGUCCCUUCAGCAAUACCUGGUGGUGUCUCACUGUACCUGUGGUUCUGGUCAGCCAGAUUGUUCAGGCCACGGUGGAUUACCAGUUAUGGCGUGACCAGGGCAGCCUCCUGACCUUUAACCUGGGCGACAUACCCCUGCUAGCCUGGCUGUUGGUCUCUCUGUCCCCGCUGCUGGUGGUGGUGGUCAACGAAGUGGUGAAGCUACACGAAAUACGGGUGCGAGUUCGCUACCAGAAGAGACAGAAGCUGCAGUUUGAAACAAAGCUGGGGAUGAACUCUCCAUUCUGAUGUGUUAACUCUGAGGAAGUUUGUGUCGUGGCAACACUGGGAACCAGUCAGUCUGUUCUGGAAACCAGGGAAGGCUGAACCCCCGUUAACACUCUGGCCCAACAGGACUGCAACAAUCAGGUGGAGCAGAUAUCAAGCAAAUGUCACGGCGUGGACUUCAUGACACAAAUGUUUUAGCUCUGUGUUCUUAAAACAGUUAAUAUUCUGUCAGUAAUUUCAAGGGCAGGGAAAAGGAAAAUUCCAAAGCAUUAUUUUCCAUUGAGUAGAAAAGAGCCAAAAAAAAACAUUUUCAUUGUGUGUUUUAGUUUUAAAGGCAUGAGGAAUGUUUUCUGAAGAGGUUUAUACUUCCUCACUAUCACUUCUGUUCUCCAUCUCUGAGAUGGCUGUGGUGGCUGCUUUCAUCUCCAGGAAUGCUCCAGGUCCCAAACAAUCCACUGAAAGCUUUCAGCGGAUGUUUUUGUGCUCAAGUGCUUUUUAACGUCAUCCAAUGACACACAUUGAAUUUUGUCAUGUCAUUAGACCAGCCCAGCCUUGAUUUAAUUUAACAUAAUAUCAGAAAAGGAAAAACACAUAAAAAAGAACAGGUAGUCUAUGGCCCCAAAGUGUUCAGUAUUAAAAAAAGUCAUUUUAUUUUUCUUAAUGACACUUUCUUUAUGUCAGUCACCACCCUCUGGUGACAACGCCACAUUCAUUAAGAAAGUGACGCUGAAACAAACAGUGUAUUGAUAUGAUUUUUUAUUGCAUGAUGUCUUUAAUGUAUUUAAUAUUGAACACACUGGGGCUCCAGAUGUAACAAGGUCGUCAUUGCUUGACAUCAACACAAUAUAUUGUAACACUACCUCUGAAAAAAUGUGACAAAUUGCUUCUCUAAGCUUUCUUUCUAAACCGUUCUGUCGUUCAGCCUUUGAGCCACAUUUUAAUCUUCACUGUGGUAGCCAGCAAGUUCUUUGUAUUUGUUUUUUUUUAUUUAGUGUUUUGCAACAAAUGUUCUUUGUUAUUCCCCACUUCUGCUAAGCUGAGGCCCGAUCUGCAGUAACAAAAUUAGGAAUGAACGAUUAAGGAUUGAAUUGGAUCUGUCAUGUGUUUACACACUAAAUCUACAUUUCAAUAUACACUGUAUACACAUUUAUCUAAUUGAAGAAUGUGCCAGCGUGCUAUUUUGAACCCGUCCAGCUGGCUGUGCAGUGAUCUUAGCAAGUGACUGGCUAACAUACCAGAGUCUUCUGAAAGGUGCUUCAUAUCAUUCAGUUGCCUUUCUCCUCAGCCUGUCUUUCUGUUUCAGCUCACGACACCUUGACAGACAGGCGCUCAGGAUACUGUUCAUUUCAAAGUAUAAAAAAAUGAAUAGUAGCUUUCUUCUGCGCAUUUCUUACAAUUACCCCAUAUUUCGUAUUUGAUGUGCUGACCAGCAUAUUCCAGAGAUUCGGAUUUUUUUUCCUGAUCAUCUUCAAGUGUCCACAUUAAUCUACUGUGUUCGGGGAUUUCUGUUCCCACAGUUAAUGUGCAGCAUCAGCAGCAGACGUCUGUUUCACUGAUGGUCUAAUUCAAUCAGACCAGCCUUCUGCAUGGUGCUGUCAUUAUCUUAGAUGGACAUGAUUUUAAUAUUGCUACUGUAUACAACUGGGAUGAUGGCAUUUACUGGUAAUACAUUACUCAGAACUAAAGACCAUGCUUUUAUUAUGUCAUAAAAACUGUCUUUAAAAAAAUAUGGAACUAUGAAAGUCACACAUCAGUGCUGGAUUAACUUUUGGAGGUCCCAGGGCAAAAAUGAGCUGCGAGACCCCGAUCAGUUUCUCAAUUUAUUUUCCAGAAAAUGUGUUAUAUCCUGAUGUAUAAAAUAUUGUUAUAUAAGAUAAUAUACACUGUUAUAUAGGAACUGUUUAUUUUUUCUUUUAUGUUUUUAUUUAUGUGGGAAUCAAGUCACAUAAAAUGACAAUUUUUACUCCAUUAUUAAAAUAUUUUCCUCUAAAAGAAACAAGUGGAUAGAGAAUUUUAUCCAUAUCACCCACCCCUAUUCUAAACAAAUUUGCAGUCAAUCUAAUGAUUACAAACUGAUCGACACAGUGAACCUGGGGCUUUUGAGAACCCUGAAGUUCUGAGGUCUGUUGGUAAUCCAGCCUUUAUUCUUGUCUACUUGUAGUCUUAUCAAACCAUGGCAUCUGGGGUUUGACCUCAGGUCUGUAGACACCAUAGAGGUCACUGGGGUCAUUGUUUCUUUCAUUAUUCUGUGAAAUGUGACUGCUUUUAAGCAACAAUAACUAAAUGAACAGGCUCAUGAUCUCAGUGUAUUUAAUGUCCUGGCUACGACCGGUUUAAUCUCUGCUCUCUUUUAUAUAUGUGCCUGUUUUUAGUUUUCCAUAGCUGCAAAUGCUCUUUAAGUUCCACAUUUAUAGUGGGGGUGUAUGUGAAGAGGUACAAGUAAAGAAGCACAAAAGUGAAAACAAGAUCAACAAUGACAGAUAGAAGGAGGGACGGAUUUAAAUAACGACAUUUGUUUUUUUUUACGGCAGUACUCAUGAUCACUUUCUGGAUGGACACAAAAGUCGGAGUGAAACUACUGAAGAUGGUGUUGAGACAAAGACACAUUUAGGAUUAAAUUGGCUGUUUUAUCUCAUGACAAACAUAUGGACUAUGCUGCAUGAAUAAGAUUCAGUGAAUGCUCUGUCUUGAUCAAUGUACAUGUUAUCUAUAAGUCUACUGUUUUGUUCACAACACAAAUGGACUCAGUCAAGCAUGGACGUCCUACUGUAUGUUACCAGACCUCUGGUACAACCUGCAACAUCGAUGCUAGGCGUUUCGAUAACAUCACCAUUCACAUGCUAUAAGUUGAAGCCUCUGACAGUUGAUUUGUAGGGUGGAGAUGGGUGAUGAUGAACUAUGAUAUAGUUGUUCACAAGAUACAUAAAUGUAUAUUUUGUAUUUUUUAAGGUGUCUAUGUUCAGGACUUUUGACAAGUUUGUGUAUUGAUUAUGUCAUAUUAAUAAAUAUGUUCUUUUAUUUA